AAGAGAGUUUCCACAUAUGUUUAAUUUCCCCAUUAAAACAAAGAAGCAGCUGCGUGAGAUCAUGAAGUAAACCCCAAUUUCACAUACGUCCCAGAGUCUUAGGGAUUUGAAAACUUCCGGAAGCUCUGCGAUAGCGAUCCGAUACAAUGCUAGUGCUUCAUAAAUGUUAGAAUGUAACAACAGAUUGAUCAAGUUUUUUGUGAAGGAAAAAAAUGCAAUCCACGGCGGAUUCAGUCGAGGCGAGAGGAGCUAAUCCCAUGGCAGUGGUGCCAUCAUAUAAUCUCCUCAGACUCCAACAUUCUUUCGAAGACAUCAUUUUGUGCAUAGACACAGAUCGCCAAAUGGAAACGGAAUUGAAAUCUGUGGGCGCCAAAGGGCAAGGUCUCUCACGCAUGGAUUCUGUCAAACAAGCCAUUCUACUCUUUGUUCACGCUAAAUUAACUAUUAAUCCUAACCACCGAUUUGCCUUUGCUACAUUGGGUCACUCUGCCACAUGGAGGCAGAGGGAAUUCACAAAUGACGUAGGUAAGAUAAGGGCCAUUGUGGCAGGUUUGGCAGCAGAUGCACUGUACUUACGAUCUGACCUCACCCAGCUUUUCAAAAUGGCUGCUGCUGAGACUAAGAAUUCUCAUUCUCAAUCUCGAACUCUCAGAGUGGUUCUUAUAUACUGCAGGUCAUCUGUGGUGCCAGACUACCCAUCACAGUGGCCUGAAAGCCAGAGGCUCUUCAGUUUAGAUGUUUUAUAUCUUCACGACAAACCUGGUCGAGACAACUGUCCACAAAAAGUCUAUGACGCCCUUGUUGAUGCCCUUGAACGUGUUAGUGAACAUGAAGGAUAUAUCUUUGAGAGUGGUGUAGGCCUUAUGCGUGUGCUUUUUCGGCUUGUUUGUAUUUUGUUGUCUCACCCCCAACAGCGUUGUGCACAAGAUGACAAUCACAUCCCAAAAUCUUUGACAAAACUUUCUUCAAGUGAUGCAACUCCAAGCAGCGCCUCUUCACUAAAAGAAGACAGCAGUAUUAGCUCUUAUCAAUAGGACAUCAUUAAGCAGUACUCGUACUUCGUGUACUUCAGUAAUCCUUCUACAGUACGGUGCAAGCAAUUUUGUAUGUGAUUGACAGAUUGUAUUAUAGCUGUAUAAAAAUUAAAAUGGAUAUCCAUUUUAAUACUGAAGGUAAUGUAUUUUGUUAAGCAAGUGCAAGUCUGUAUAUUUUGGUAAAUGUUAUCCUCUCAAGGUAUAGGAACUGUUCUGCUAGAACACCAUCAGAUCAAGGAAACCUUCUCUUAAAGUCUUAGAGAACAAUUUUGCUUGUUGAACAAUUCAGCAUAUAUAGCAAUUACCUUAUCUCCAGUGACUAUCCUCUAUUGUAUUGUUUCAGAAAAAAUUGGUCUGCUGAAAAUUAAAUUAUCUCUUCUGUAAAAAUUGAGACCGACUCUGAGUGUGUCUGGGAGGGGGAAGGAAGAGGCAAGGAGAGGUAAGCAGGCAAACGGGGGCUGAAGGUGUGUGCAGGUGUGCGCAUGCUGCCUUUCUGCUCUCAAAAGUGGGAUCACAUAUGGCCUGUCUAGUGAUUUCUCGGAAAUGAGUUGAUUCUAGAGACUAGUAUCAAGUAAGAAUACUUACUGAACCAUACUUAUAUAAACAGUUGCCUUUCUAUGAAAAUUAUUUUGAGUUGUAAUGUGCCUGCUUUAGUGCUGAUAACUAUUAAUCUGUGGGAUCAGAGAAAGCUUGUCUAAUGAUGCCAGGGAAUGAAUUGCUUCAUAGAAAACAGUGUCAAGUAAGAAUAUUUAUUGAACCAUUUAGUGAUAUAAAUAGUUUCCUUUUUUUGGACAUUA
This is a messenger RNA of Cryptomeria japonica (Japanese cedar), 1831 nucleotides long. RefSeq lists its product as uncharacterized. Bases 213 to 1034 code for a protein of 273 amino acids. Lineage: Eukaryota; Viridiplantae; Streptophyta; Pinopsida; Cupressales; Cupressaceae. The transcript has 3 exons. Gene Ontology annotation, biological process: positive regulation of DNA repair. The record is from RefSeq and is a predicted model, not a curated record. Gene Ontology annotation, cellular component: BRCA1-A complex; BRISC complex.